AUGGGGUAUCGCUUGGAACAUCUUCUCCGGCCACCUUUCUCCCUCGAUGUUAAUGCAAGGGAUCAUUGCGAAGCUACCCCAUUACACCAUGCUUCCGGUAACUCAGAAUUCAACGUCUGGACUUUGAUCAAAGCAGGGGCACUGAUCAGCGCCAAGGAUCUCAGGCUAUGCAAUCCACUCCACCAGGCUGCCAAAUGUGGUCAGAGUAAUAUUGUUGGGUUGUUGACCGAGGCUUUCCGAAAUCAAUCAAUUUCAAUUAAUGAAGUAGAUCUAGAUGGCAGAUCCGCCCUUCAUCAUGCCUCUCAGUCUGGAAAUCCCGAGUCAGUCCGUCUUUUGAUCGAAGCAGGAGCCGACGUGGCCCUACAAGAUGAGCGCGGCAGAACGCCUCUACAUGCAGCGGCAGAAUUUGAUGGACUAUCAGAAAGGGAGAAUUUAUAUCACCUAAAAUCCCCAUUGGUAUCUGCCAAUGGUAAAUGCUAUGCUAGACGUGUUAUUCAACUUCUCAUUGCUGCCGGUGCCGAUCCGAUGAUAGUUGACGCGAAAGGUCAUCGACCUUCUGACUUGGAAGCUCGCUCCGGCUGCGGGACGGUCCUAGAUGAGCUAAGGCAUAUUGUGAGAAGCCUUCAUAUCGAGCCGCUCAACUCUCUAAGUGCAGCUCUUACGACAAUGGGGGAUACAGAAUUGCAAACACUGGUCGACAAACUGAAAGUUCCUAAUAACGACGUCGGACUUUUCGAGGCCAUCAUUGCUACCGGCAACGAACGCCUAGCUGAGAAGUUUGCCAGGGAAAAGAAGCUCGAAAUUUUUCACGAAAAUGGCAAUUCGGCUCUGCAUUAUGUCGCUAGUCACGGAUUGACUUCAAUGAUGGAAUGUUUACUGCCUUUAGUCGAGGACAUGACCAUUGCACUCCCGUCCAUCCUUAAAUGUGCCUCAAAACGAGAUCUGUGUAACAUAGAGAUGGUGGAACUUCUUUCUAGGAAGGUUGCCAAAGUGCAAAGAAUAUCCUCUCUGACUCCAAGCUUGGCUUCAUUGGCAUCCGGGAAGCACUGGUGGCAUCCUCAUGCUCUUUCAAUCCUUCUUAAAGCAGGUGUUCCCACGGAAACGAAUGAGCUUGACGAAACCCCACCGCUUCAUACAGCAGUAGGAUCAAUGCAUUCGAACUAUUGUCGCGAUCAAACACUUGAAAUUCUGCUCAGGCACGGUGCAGACCCUAAUGGGGUUUGCACUAAUCGUUGGCAAAGAGACCGGGACGACCGACCACUCAAUUAUGCCAUCGCAUCUCAUCGAGACAUCAGUGUUCUUCAGCUACUUAUCGAUCAUGGUGCUUCUAUCUGCGACGGCUAUGAGCCCCCCGGUCUACACUGCACUCAGGCGAAACCAUAUACCAGCGCUCGAAAUGCUUCUCAAAGCGGGUGCAGAUCCCAAUGGGACUAA
Molecule: messenger RNA, 1434 nt
Organism: Penicillium manginii
Lineage: Eukaryota; Fungi; Ascomycota; Eurotiomycetes; Eurotiales; Aspergillaceae
Product: ankyrin repeat domain-containing protein
Exons: 1
Coding region: 1-1434 (477 amino acids)
Molecular function (GO): protein binding
Source: RefSeq, a predicted model, not a curated record